Molecule: messenger RNA, 1960 nt
Organism: Quercus lobata
Lineage: Eukaryota; Viridiplantae; Streptophyta; Magnoliopsida; Fagales; Fagaceae
Product: HMG (high mobility group) box protein with ARID/BRIGHT DNA-binding domain-containing protein
Exons: 7
Coding region: 611-1588 (325 amino acids)
Molecular function (GO): DNA binding
Source: RefSeq, a predicted model, not a curated record
ACCCAAACAAACCAGAUAAAAGAGAAACCAAAGAACUCACUAAGUAGCGUCCAAACAGAGCCUUUCACCCAAGCGGAAGCUUAAGAUACAGAUAUGACUAUAUGAGAUAACCUUCCGUACCUUUAUAUACUCAGUAAUACACUCGAGUGUACUCUAUAACAACCCACCCUUUAAAGUCUCUUCAGAUAUCUAUUACCAAAUGUACUCUAAAGAUACGUUUCAGACAUCAACAGAAGAAGAAACCCAAGUGCAUGUCAACGUUUGGAGAGACAGAGAAAGUGAAAGAGAGAGUAGUGUUAUGUGUAUAACAGUUCAUACAGUUGCAGAAAUGUCAGUCGGCUUCGAUUGGCACGAGAAAGAGUGUUAGCUAAAGCGUGUAAUUAUGAACUAUAGCCCUGUGAAAAAAUUAAAUAAACACUAGGACUUCGUACAGUAAUUGGUCAUUCUUUUCAAAAAUUGCAGAAAAAGCCAAGCUUGUGUAACCGUUACCUCCCACGCGUCCAACCCUCUUCUUUAAUUUUUAUUUUUUAUUUUUGCUUAGGUCAUACAUUUUUUUUUCUUGGCCUUAACAUAGACUUUUCAACCUUGCUCUCUCCGGCCACCGUGAAAAAUGUCGCCGGUGGCGAGAACAAAGAGCUCGAAUGUGGUGGAGGGUAAGAAUUAUCCUGCUCCACUUGCUUCCCAUGAAGAUGUUGUCAAUGACCCUACUGUCUUCUGGGACACUCUCAGGCGCUUCCAUUUUAUGAUGACAACCAAAUUUAUGAUUCCUGUGAUUGGUGGGAAGGAGCUAGAUUUGCAUAUUCUUUAUGUAGAGGUUACAAAGAGGGGUGGCUAUGAGAAGGUUGUUGCGGAGAAGAAAUGGAGAGAAGUGGGUAAUAUUUUCAGGUUCUCUGCAACAACAACAAGCGCUUCUUUUGUAUUGAGGAAACACUACUUUAGUCUUCUUUACCAUUAUGAACAAGUUUACUUCUUUAAGCUACAAGGUCCAGUGUUUACUCCAACAGUUUCUUUUCCUGCUAGCAACCCUUCGUGGAGACCUGAAUUGGCUCUAGUAGAAUAUUCCCCCAAAAAAACUAAUGAUCAUCCAGAAGGUCCAGAACCACUUAAUGAAGGCACUUCAUGCUUCUCAGCUAUUGGAACAAUUGAAGGGAAAUGCGAUUGUGGUUACUUGGUGUCUGUGAAAUUGGGCUCUGAGAUUCUUAAAGGAGUACUUUAUCAUCCGGAGCAGCCAGAUUCUUCUACCUCAAUUCCAGACUCUAACAGUGCCAUUGUACCAUACACCUCCAAACGUCACCAUUCUGGUCAGAGGAGGAGAAGAAGUAGAAGAAGGGGAGACCCCAAUUAUCCAAAACCCAAUAGGAGUGGCUAUAACUUUUUCUUUGCCGAGAAGCAUUACAAGCUCAAGUCUUUGUACCCAAACAGAGAAAGGGAGUUCACAAAGAUGAUUGGCGAGUCAUGGAGCAACCUCAGCGCUGAAGAAAGGAUGGUUUACCAGCACAUUGGGUUGAAAGACAAAGAACGAUAUAAGAGAGAAUUGAAAGAGUACAAAGAGAAAAUGAUCAGUCAGACCAUGGAACUUGGAAGUUGAGACAGCUGACUAUUAUAAGGGAUCAAGAAUUGUGGAAAGGCAGCAAAAGCAAAAGAAUUUUAACUCAACUUUUUAAGUUGUACCAUAUUUACAUACAUAUGUGGUAGAUUGUUAGGCAAUUGCAAUUCUUGCAUUGCAUGCAUAUUGAUGUUUUGACAGGUGUUCUAAUUCUUACUAUUUUAGCUUUGAUACUAAGCGGCUGAUUACUAUUAAGCUCCUCACUCACUCUAGUAGUUUUUGAGGGGAAAGGUUUAUAGAAAAUGAAUCAUAGUCUAGACUCUAGAAAACAGACUUGUUUUCCUUAAAGUGAGUACAUUUUCUGUUAUUUGGUUUGCAAGAACUCGACCAAGUAAAUGCCCUUAAGUUGUUUCA